This is a messenger RNA of Moneuplotes crassus, 734 nucleotides long. Lineage: Eukaryota; Ciliophora; Spirotrichea; Euplotida; Euplotidae. The record is from the annotation of a GenBank genome assembly.
AUGGGCAAAAAGAUCGGACUCAUCGACUUUGUGUCAGUGUUCAGCCUAACACUCAUGAGAGUUGUAUGCAUCCUCUUUGACUGUAACACUUGGUUCAGCUUCUGAAUAGUCUACUCAAAAACAUACAAACAAAGACAGUUCCAUAUGGCUAUCGGAUGGAGCUGAUUUGUCCUCCUCCUUGGAGAAGCAAUUACAAGGCACCUGAAUCAAGAAGUAAUGACUGAUAUUGCUCUAACAGUAACAGCUGUUGCGAUAGUAAGACUUCUGAACAACCUGAUAAACGCAAAGUUUCCAGUACUGUUCAAAAUGACACUCUCAACGAUAGUCUACUUGUCAGUAGCCAUUAUCGUCAUUUUCAUCUUCCUGAAGAGCAUUAUAACCAAACAAGGGGAAUUAGUCCCAGUUGACUUAUCCAGAAUUUCUAAAGGAGAAAUUACUUCAGUGAGAAAUAUUUUCAGUUCCAGAUUCCUACUGCUCCUCGGGAUUGAGAUUUUCUACUCUGUCAUCUUUGUACUAGUUGAUGGCAUCCUUGAUAAAGCUAUUAAGAUUAAUAGAGGUGAAGAAAGUGUCAACGGCCUCGUAAAUGAUUUCAAGCUCAAGGUGGAAGAAGACAGACAGAAAAGAACAGGCAAGUUCAAAUCUUACCUUCCUUCUCAGAGAAUCGAAGAGGACGAUGGUAUCAGGAAAAGGCACAGAACGCAAUAAAUAUUAGCUGGAUGUCAAUAUUUGAGAUA